AUGGCCUCACAGCGCGUCGCUCUUCGCCUGCCGGUCGCGUACCGCGCCUUCUUCCUGCUCAUCGAGCCACUGUCCGCCCUCGCGGGGGCCUUCUACAACCACUUCCGCCAGCAGCGGUAUCUCGAGCUGCUCGACGCCGCCUCGGCUCCGUCGCAGGUGCCCCUGAGCACGUCGGUGGCCAUGUCCCAGCUCGCCAACAUGUACCUGUUCUUCGCCAUCAAUGAGGCGCUCGUGCUUCGAUCGACGUGGGACUUGCGCGUGUGGCGAACGGUGCUGCUGGUUCUGCUCAUCGCCGACCUUGGCCACCUCUACUCCAUGAAGGAGCUCGGCCCCGCGAUAUACUACAACGUCGCGGGCUGGAACGCGGGAGAUUGGGGAAACGUGCCGUGGGUGUACGCCGGCGCAACGCUGAGGAUCUGCUUCCUCGCGGGCGUCGGGCUCGACGACUCGAGGCGGACGCGGAAGACGCAGUAG
This is a messenger RNA of Purpureocillium lilacinum, 474 nucleotides long. RefSeq lists its product as uncharacterized. The record is from RefSeq and is a predicted model, not a curated record. Lineage: Eukaryota; Fungi; Ascomycota; Sordariomycetes; Hypocreales; Ophiocordycipitaceae.